CCACAGACCUCGGGCCGCCUGCCCGCUCGCCGGCCGGCCGGCUGACUGACUGAGUGAGUGGCUGGCUGACUGACUGACUGACUCGCCCUGGCCGGCACGCAGAAUUGGCAACUGGAGAGUGCCCUUGUCAUCAAACAGGAACGUCUGCUAUGAGUUAGCAAGACAUUGAUGUUCACAGGAUAUUAUUUUGAACGUUGUUGAAAAUGUCCACUCCUGACCCUCCAAUGGGAGGAACGCCUCGCCCUGGGCCUUCUCCUGGGCCGGGGCCUUCUCCUGGUGCUAUGCUGGGUCCUAGUCCUGGACCGUCCCCCGGUUCUGCACAUAGCAUGAUGGGCCCCAGCCCUGGGCCACCUUCAGCAGGGCACCCUAUACCACCACAGGGGCCUGGAGGUUAUUCUCAGGACAACAUGCAUCAGUUGCAUAAGCCAAUGGACUCCAUGCAUGAGAAAGGACUCUCGGAGGACCCUCGUUACAGCCAGAUGAAGGGCAUGGGGAUGAGGGCUGGUGGGCACACAGGAAUGGGACCUCCUCCAAGCCCCAUGGAUCAGCAUUCUCAAGGUUACCCUUCUCCCCUUGGUGGCUCUGAGCAUGCGUCCAGUCCAGUUCCUGCUAAUGGCCCGUCUUCUGGCCCCCAGAUGCCCUCUGGCCCUGGAGGAGUUCCGUUAGAUGGGACUGACCCACAAGCUCUAGGGCAGCAGAAUCGGGGGCCAACUCCUUUUAACCAGAAUCAGUUGCAUCAGUUGAGGGCUCAAAUCAUGGCCUAUAAAAUGCUUGCCAGAGGACAGCCUUUACCUGACCAUCUUCAGAUGGCAGUGCAGGGAAAAAGGCCCAUGCCUGGAAUGCAGCAGCAAAUGCCAACUCUACCUCCACCUUCUGUAUCUGGGACAGGACCAGUGCAAGGACCGGGGCCUGCCCUGGGCCCAACACCUCCAAACUACAACAGACCUCAUGGUAUGGGAGGGCCUAACAUGCCCCCUCCUGGACCCUCAGGAGUUCCCCCAGGAAUGCCGGGGCAGCCCCCGGGUGGACCUCCAAAGCCCUGGCCUGAAGGACCAAUGGCGAAUGCUGCAGCCCCUACUAGCACACCUCAGAAGUUGAUUCCUCCUCAGCCAACAGGCCGCCCUUCACCAGCACCUCCAGCGGUACCUCCAGCAGCAUCCCCGGUAAUGCCUCCCCAAACUCAAUCACCUGGGCAACCAGCCCAACCAGCCCCAAUGGUGCAGCUCCAUCAGAAACAAAAUCGUAUAACUCCAAUCCAGAAACCAAGAGGACUUGACCCAGUUGAAAUCCUUCAAGAGAGAGAAUAUAGACUGCAGGCUCGCAUCGCUCACAGAAUCCAAGAACUUGAAAACCUUCCUGGUUCCCUGGCUGGUGACUUGCGAACCAAAGCUACCAUUGAACUUAAAGCAUUGCGGUUGCUCAACUUCCAGAGACAGCUGCGUCAAGAGGUUGUGGUGUGUAUGAGAAGGGACACCGCGCUGGAAACGGCCCUGAAUGCCAAGGCUUAUAAGCGCAGCAAACGGCAGUCCUUGCGGGAGGCUCGCAUUACCGAGAAAUUGGAGAAACAGCAAAAGAUUGAGCAAGAGCGCAAGCGUCGGCAGAAGCACCAAGAGUACCUCAAUAGCAUUCUCCAGCAUGCCAAGGAUUUCAAAGAAUACCACAGAUCUGUUACAGGCAAGAUUCAAAAACUUACGAAGGCAGUGGCCACGUAUCAUGCCAACACGGAGCGUGAGCAGAAGAAGGAGAAUGAAAGAAUUGAGAAGGAGAGGAUGCGCAGGCUGAUGGCUGAAGAUGAAGAAGGAUAUCGGAAACUUAUCGAUCAAAAGAAAGAUAAACGUUUAGCCUACCUGCUUCAGCAGACUGACGAAUACGUUGCCAACCUCACAGAGCUGGUGAGACAGCACAAGGCUGCUCAGGUGGCAAAAGAGAAGAAGAAGAAGAAGAAAAAGAAGAAGGCUGAAGCUGCAGAAGGACAGACACCAGCAAUUGGACCAGAUGGAGAACCUUUGGAUGAAACGAGCCAAAUGAGCGACCUCCCUGUGAAGGUGAUCCAUGUGGAAAGUGGAAACAUUCUUACUGGCACAGAUGCCCCAAAGGCAGGGCAACUGGAUGCCUGGUUAGAAAUGAAUCCCGGAUAUGAAGUAGCUCCAAGAUCUGACAGUGAGGAAAGUGGAUCAGAGGAGGAGGAAGAGGAGGAGGAAGAGGAACAGCCACAACCUGCUCAGCCUUCCUUACCUGUGGAAGAGAAGAAAAAGAUUCCUGAUCCGGACAGUGACGAUGUAUCCGAAGUGGAUGCAAGGCACAUUAUAGAGAACGCUAAGCAAGAUGUGGAUGAUGAGUAUGGAGUGUCUCAAGCCCUGGCAAGAGGGCUGCAGUCUUACUAUGCUGUGGCCCAUGCAGUCACUGAGAGGGUGGAUAAGCAGUCCUCGCUCAUGGUGAACGGUGUCCUCAAACAGUACCAGAUUAAAGGCUUAGAGUGGCUAGUUUCCUUGUACAAUAAUAAUCUAAACGGGAUCUUGGCGGAUGAAAUGGGUCUUGGCAAGACAAUCCAGACCAUCGCUUUAAUUACAUACCUCAUGGAGCACAAACGAAUCAAUGGACCCUUCCUCAUUAUAGUACCUCUGUCAACUCUCUCAAAUUGGGCAUAUGAAUUUGAUAAAUGGGCACCUUCUGUGGUGAAGGUCUCAUACAAGGGCUCUCCAGCUGCCAGACGGGCAUUUGUACCUCAGCUCCGAAGUGGAAAAUUUAACGUUUUGCUCACUACGUAUGAAUAUAUCAUCAAAGAUAAGCACAUUCUUGCAAAGAUCCGUUGGAAAUACAUGAUUGUUGAUGAGGGUCACCGAAUGAAGAAUCACCACUGCAAGCUAACCCAGGUUCUGAACACGCACUACGUAGCUCCCCGUCGCUUGCUUUUGACGGGGACACCACUACAGAAUAAGCUGCCCGAGCUAUGGGCUUUACUCAACUUCCUUCUUCCAACUAUCUUCAAGAGCUGCAGCACAUUCGAACAGUGGUUUAACGCUCCGUUUGCCAUGACUGGAGAAAAGGUGGAUUUGAAUGAAGAGGAAACUAUUCUAAUCAUUCGCCGUUUGCACAAAGUGUUGCGUCCCUUCUUGCUAAGAAGGUUAAAGAAGGAAGUGGAAGCACAGCUGCCUGAAAAGGUGGAAUAUGUGAUCAAAUGUGAUAUGUCUGCAUUGCAAAGGGUACUUUAUAGGCAUAUGCAAGCCAAGGGAGUGCUGCUUACAGAUGGGUCAGAGAAGGAUAAAAAGGGUAAAGGCGGUACAAAAACACUCAUGAACACUAUUAUGCAGCUGAGGAAGAUUUGCAACCAUCCUUAUAUGUUUCAGCACAUAGAGGAAUCCUUUUCUGAGCACUUAGGCUUCACUGGUGGGAUCGUGCAAGGGCUUGACUUGUAUCGUGCUUCUGGCAAAUUUGAGCUCCUGGACCGGAUUUUGCCCAAAUUACGAGCCACCAACCACAAGGUGCUGCUGUUCUGUCAGAUGACCUCUCUCAUGACCAUAAUGGAGGACUAUUUUGCUUACCGCGGCUUCAAAUACCUCAGGCUAGAUGGGACCACUAAAGCUGAAGAUCGCGGCAUGCUGCUGAAAACCUUCAAUGAGCCAGGUUCUGAAUAUUUUAUUUUUUUGCUGAGCACCCGAGCUGGAGGGCUGGGACUCAAUCUGCAGUCGGCGGAUACUGUGAUCAUUUUUGACAGUGACUGGAAUCCUCACCAGGACUUGCAGGCACAGGACCGAGCACAUCGCAUUGGGCAGCAGAACGAAGUGCGUGUGCUGCGCCUCUGUACUGUGAACAGUGUGGAGGAGAAGAUUCUGGCUGCGGCCAAGUACAAGCUGAAUGUAGACCAGAAGGUUAUCCAGGCGGGCAUGUUUGACCAGAAAUCCUCCAGUCACGAGAGAAGAGCUUUCCUCCAGGCUAUUUUGGAGCACGAGGAGCAAGAUGAGACCAGAUACAGCACGGGCAGCGGCAGUGGCAGCGCAAGCUUUUCCCAUACUGCCUCAACCCUGUGCCUCAACUCCGACUCGGAGGAGCCACCUUUAAAGGAAGAAGAUGAAGUUCCUGAUGAUGAGACAGUAAACCAGAUGAUUGCCAGACACGAGGAGGAGUUUGAUCUUUUUAUGCGCAUGGACCUGGAUCGCAGGCGAGAAGAAGCCCGCAAUCCAAAGCGAAAGCCUCGUCUGAUGGAGGAGGAUGAAUUGCCCUCCUGGAUCAUUAAAGAUGAUGCUGAAGUGGAGAGGCUCACGUGCGAGGAAGAGGAAGAGAAAAUGUUUGGGCGAGGCUCUCGUCACCGAAAGGAAGUGGACUAUAGUGACUCGCUUACUGAGAAGCAGUGGCUCAAGGUAUACAUGGCCAUUGAGGAGGGGACCCUGGAGGAGAUAGAGGAGGAGGUGCGCCAGAAGAAAUCCUCCCGCAAGCGUAAGCGCGACGUGGAUGUCGGCUCCUCCACCCCCACUACCAGCACUCGCAGCCGAGACAAAGACGACGACAGCAAAAAGCAGAAGAAGCGAGGCAGGCCUCCCGCUGAGAAGCUCUCGCCCAACCCACCCAACCUCACCAAGAAAAUGAAGAAGAUCGUGGAUGCUGUGAUUAAAUACAAGGACAGCAGCAGUGGACGGCAGCUUAGCGAAGUCUUCAUCCAACUUCCUUCUCGUAAGGAGCUUCCGGAGUACUAUGAGCUCAUUCGCAAGCCAGUGGAUUUCAAGAAAAUAAAGGAACGUAUCCGGAACCACAAGUACCGUAGCCUGAAUGAUCUAGAGAAGGAUGUCAUGCUCCUGUGUCAAAACGCACAAACGUUCAACCUUGAGGGCUCUUUGAUUUAUGAGGACUCGAUCGUGUUGCAAUCUGUCUUCACCAGUGUAAGGCAGAAAAUCGAAAAAGAGGAAGACAGCGAAGGUGAGGAGAGCGAAGAGGAGGAGGAAGGAGAAGAGGAAGGAUCUGAAUCCGAGUCUCGUUCUGUUAAAGUGAAGAUCAAACUGGGCAGGAAGGAGAAAGCACAAGACCGGAUGAAGGGCCGCAGGCGCACGAGCCGUGGCUCCCGGGCCAAGCCGGUCGUCAGCGAUGAUGACAGCGAAGAGGAACAAGAGGAGGAUCGCUCAGGAAGCGGCACCGAAGACGAUUAAGCAACAUUCCCAGCGCGCAGACCUGACGCCUUGGUCUGCGCCCCUUUAGCUGCAACGGGUAGCAAGAAACGUAGUGUCAGAUGUGGGUAAAAUUGUAUAAAACUCUUCCAUAUUUAUACUGCAGUGAAGAUGUAGGACGUUUGUGUCUUGCCUUGUCCUUACAUCAGUAGCAUUUGUAACAGCAUUAACUGUUUUAAAAAAAAAUUAUGAAUUGGGGAACACUUGAUAUAUAUAUAUAUAUAUAUAUAUAUAUAUAUUUUCUUUUUAUGGCAGUACUAUUUUCAGUUGCAGUAUUGAAUCACUGUAGUUUUAACCUGUGGGUGCAUGUGUGUAGCAGUCCACUCCUAGUACUGUAUUUUAUGGAACAGGUUGAAUGGCCACCUGCCCGCCAGGUGAGGAGAAGGGGGCAGCGGCAACUGUGUCCGUGUCACUGGAUUUCAAACAGUAAUAAAUUAAGCAAAAAAACCCACAAAACCCAACACCUUGCUUUUGGAAGCUGUCUUCCCCCCCCCCCUCCCCCUAACUGUGCUGUCAUCUUGCCUCCUGUUCCUUCGACUGAAUGAGGGCUCGGUAGCCAAUCCUUACACGUCCCCACUAGUCACUGCUUCUCAUCCCCAGCUUGCCUCUGCCAAGCCUUCCAGCAUCCAAUCAGCUGGUUGUCGUCCAGCUUCCACACCGAUUUUAUUAGCUCCAGAGGGUUAGCCAUGUUCAUCUAUUGCAGUGGUCAUGAACUAAGGAUAGCUCAGAAGAAUGCAGCCUAUUCAGAAUUCUGCUACAUAUACACAAGUUCCUCCACUCCGUGUGUAGAAGUUGCUGCCCAGAGAUGGUAUGGAGGCAGAGAUUUGAGCUCCUGCUCUCCUCAAAUAGGACUGGUUGGCUGUGUUCCUCCUGCAAAGCCCAGUUUGUAGCCCAGUCUUUACCUGCCCCUCUGCUUUGCAGUGCUGUUUUUCCUCUGCUUAGUUCCAUAGGCAAGGGGUGAAAUCCUUCCAAGUCGCUGAGGGCCACGUAUGUAUUACUAUCUACUUUGUCCCUACCACGCCAUUCUCCCCAACGGGAAUCUAAAGCCAUUUACAUUAUUCUCCUCUCCUCCAUUUUAUCCGUACAACAACCCUGCCAGGUAGGUUAGGCUGAGGUAUGCAGCUUGCCCAAGGUCACCCAGCAAGCUUCCAGGGCAGAGCGGGGAUUUGAACCUGGGCCUCUCAGUUCCUCGUCCAGCAUUUUAACCAUUAUACCACACUGGCUCAGAGCUUAUGCUCUCGUUGUGCUGGUUGGACUUGAUCACUUGCCAACGUCAUUUGAUGUGUUGAUGCUCAAAGAGGAUGUUGUGGAAUUGCCCCAUAGGAGUACACUUGGCUGUACCUGGGAGGCCUGGCAUUCUAAAGGGUACUCCCUAAAAGCUGAGUGU
Eublepharis macularius is the source of this 6543-nucleotide messenger RNA. RefSeq names its product SWI/SNF related, matrix associated, actin dependent regulator of chromatin, subfamily a, member 4 (gene SMARCA4). Lineage: Eukaryota; Metazoa; Chordata; Lepidosauria; Squamata; Eublepharidae. Gene Ontology annotation, biological process: positive regulation of transcription by RNA polymerase II. Gene Ontology annotation, molecular function: ATP binding; ATP-dependent chromatin remodeler activity; histone binding. The transcript is spliced from 36 exons. Gene Ontology annotation, cellular component: nucleus. Bases 204 to 5138 code for a protein of 1644 amino acids. The record is from RefSeq and is a predicted model, not a curated record.